Messenger RNA from Trichoplusia ni (cabbage looper), 949 nucleotides. RefSeq names its product tubulin polyglutamylase complex subunit 2. Lineage: Eukaryota; Metazoa; Arthropoda; Insecta; Lepidoptera; Noctuidae. Gene Ontology annotation, biological process: protein polyglutamylation. The transcript has 6 exons. The coding region runs from base 124 to 903 and encodes 259 amino acids. The record is from RefSeq and is a predicted model, not a curated record.
UCGAUUGUUAUGGCAACGGUUACAUAGUUAUUAUUUUCUUACACGUAAAUUAUUUUACAUAAUUCGUAAUGUGAUGUUAAAUUGAACUUCAUAAAUUUUAUAAGUAACUGUGUCAUUCCUAAAAUGAGUUUCUGCGUUGAUUUAGUGUCCGAGGAUUCUUUCUACGAAAAUAUAACUUUGGGGGUUACCAAGCUCUUAGAGUCAGAUCCUCGAAUAUGCAAUGUCAGCGUAGAACGUAGGCCUCCUUGUGAUCGUGUAGCAAUUUCUACAUGGGAGCAGAGGCAUUCUGCAGUGCUGCCAGAAGAUCUUCGAAACUUUUACGCUUCGAGUGAUGGUUUCCAGCUCACGUGGCAUUAUAAGUAUUCAGCUGAUGAAAUCUUACCUGUGGGAUCCAUUCGCGUUAAUUCUUUGAACGAAUUGUAUCUCUCACCAGCCUUGAAAGAUUUACUGGAUUUCUCGCUCACAAGGCAGCAAACUGGGCCUCGGCCGGUCUUAAAUACUAAGAGCAAAGUAUUUGAAUUGGACACUUGCAGGACUAUUGGGAAGAUUUGUUUGAUAUAUACAGGCGGAUCUUGGUCAGUAUGGCUAGCGACACGUGAAGGCGCUUGGGGCUGGCUCUCAGACUCUUUCACGCAUUAUUUUAGAAUGGCACUCGUACAUUUAGGUCUUCCGGGGUGGCAGGCGGCUUUUGCUAAUCUACCACUUAUACCUUGGGCUGAACAACUGUUUCUUUUGCUUGCGCCUCAUUUAUUGGAAAAGUCGGACAUCGAAACCAACUUAAUAACAGUCUCAAGUGAAACAGGAUUAAAUCAUAUUGAUCCAAACAUUUUCAAGACUUCCGUACGCCAUCAUAAAAAUGCCUCGCGUCAAAAUAACCAAAAUAUACAAACAUACACAUCCUAACUUGAAAAAGUACACCCUGGCGCAGGUAAAAAGAACCCCGAGGUGU